UUCAAAAAAAAAAAAAAAAAAAAAACUUGCUGAUUCUCUCUUGUUCUUGUAGAAUCUCUUAAGCUAUUUAGCGCCGGUGAAGCCAAAAUUCAAACCCUAAACCCUUUUGGUUCCUCGAUUCUUCUUGACGAUUUCAGUCUUAUUUCUACAUUUUGCUUUCUCGAUUUGAGAAUGUGCUGAUUUUAGAUUAGAGAAGUAAGCUUUAUAGAUCGGUGAAAAUGGAGGAAGGGGGAUAUGCGUUUGAGGUUAAUAAUGGAAAACCAACAGCGAGUGAGUUUGGUACGACGGCGAGGACUUCUUCACCGUCAUUGACUAUGUCAUCGUCUUUCCGUGAAGGAGGAAGUAAGGGUUUAACACGACGGAGGUCAAUGAAGCCGAGUUUUGACGCGGAUAAUGAGUUCAUUACUUUACUCCAUGGCUCAGAUCCGGUUAAAAUUGAGCUUAAUAGGCUUGAGAACGAUGUCAGAGAUAAAGAUCGGGAAUUAUCUGAAGCUCAAGCUGAGAUCAAGGCAUUGAGGUUGUCUGAACGACAACGAGAGAAGGCUGUUGAAGAGCUUACCGAAGAGUUGGGAAAGAUGUCGGAGAAGCUCAAACUGAGUGAAAACCUUCUUGACAGUAAAAACCUUGAAAUCAAGAAAAUUAACGAAGAGAAAAGGGCUUCCAUGGCAGCUCAAUUUGCCGCAGAAGCCACUCUGCGAAGAGUUCAUGCUGCUCAAAAGGAUGAUGAUAUGCCUCCUAUUGAAGCUAUUCUCGCCCCUUUAGAGGCUGAACUCAAGUUGGCGAGACAUGAAAUCAUUAAACUUCAAGACGACAACAGAGCAUUGGACCGCCUAACUAAAUCGAAGGAAGCAGCUUUGCUUGAUGCUGAAAGAACUGUUCAGUCUGCUCUUGCGAAGGCUUCAAUGGUUGAUGACCUCCAGAAUAAAAACCAAGAGUUAAUGAAACAGAUAGAAAUUUGUCAGGAAGAGAACAGAAUUUUGGACAAGUUGCACAGACAAAAGGUUGCAGAAGUUGAAAAGUUUACCCAGACUGUACGAGAGCUUGAAGAAGCUGUUCUUGCUGGUGGUACAGCUGCAAAUGCAGUGAGGGAUUACCAGAGGAAAUUCCAAGAAAUGAAUGAAGAGAGGCGAGUCCUUGACCGGGAACUGGCUCGUGCCAAAGUAAGUGCAAGCAGGGUUGCAACUGUAGUGGCAAAUGAGUGGAAAGAUGGUAGCGACAAAGUGAUGCCUGUGAAACAAUGGCUCGAAGAGCGAAGAUUUCUGCAGGGAGAAAUGCAACAACUACGUGACAAACUUGCCAUAGCUGAUCGAGCUGCAAAAUCUGAAGCUCAGCUGAAGGAGAAAUUUCAACUGCGGCUUAGAGUCUUAGAAGAGAGUUUAAGAGGGCCUUCAAGCAGUGGCAACCGAUCGACACCUGAGGGAAGAAGUAUUAGCAACGGGCCUUCUCGUAGACAAUCCCUUGGCGGAGCUGAUAUUAUUCCAAAAUUGACAGCAAAUGGAUUUUUCUCCAAGAGGACACCGAGUUCUCAGUUUAGAUCUUUGAAUGCUAGUACAAGUACAAUAUUGAAGCAUGCUAAAGGAACAUCCAGCUCGUUUGACGGAGGCAGCAGAUCUUUAGAUAGGAGUAAACUACUAACAAACGAACCCAGAUCGAAGUUUCCAUCGAACCAAUCUUCUGAAGAAACAAGCGGAGGCGAGUCACCUAAUUCAACAAAACAAGGAGAUUCAGUGAAAGCAGCAGCGACAAAUAAUGAUAGUGUCCCAGGAGUAUUACAUGAUUUGCUUCAAAAGGAGGUGAUAACUUUAAGGAAAGCUGCUAAUGAUAAAGAUCAAAGCCUUAGAGAUAAAGACGAAGCUAUUGAGAUGUUGGCCAAGAAGGUUGAAACACUAACAAAGGCGAUGGAGGUGGAAGCAAAGAAGAUGCGAAGAGAAGUAGCAGCAAUGGAGAAAGAGGUUUCAGCUAUGCGUGUGGAUAAUAAAGGAUCAGAUAGUAGAACGAGACGUCCCUCUACUAACUCAAAAGGAGCUUCAACAACUGCACAGUUGCUUUCUGGAAGCAGAGGCUCAGGACGAAUGGGGAUGACGAGGAGCACGCAAUGAUCAAAGAAGUCGAUUCCACGAGCAAAAUAUGAAUCUCAAUCAGUGGUUAAUAGAUUGAAGGAAUGACAAAAAGCAUACAAAUGUAGAAAUCCAAUAUGGGAGGUUUGUGUGCUUCUUCUCUAACAUAGUAAGAUUUCAAGGUAAAAAAGAGAGAGAAAAACUGAUUUUUAAUUUCUUGGCUGAUAUGUUUAUUGUUUUCCUUAUAUAUAUAGAAAAGAGUUAGGUUUGUGUUUUUACUACCAAUUUGAGCUUAGUGUGUGAUUUAUUUUAUCUCUCUAUCUUAGCUUUGUCCAAUUUUCUUGUAACAUUUACACAUAAAUCUGAUAUUCAAAAAACUUAACUC
Arabidopsis lyrata subsp. lyrata is the source of this 2442-nucleotide messenger RNA. Its product is annotated as microtubule-associated protein 70-3. The transcript has 12 exons. Bases 219 to 2099 code for a protein of 626 amino acids. Gene Ontology annotation, molecular function: microtubule binding. The record is from RefSeq and is a predicted model, not a curated record. Lineage: Eukaryota; Viridiplantae; Streptophyta; Magnoliopsida; Brassicales; Brassicaceae. Gene Ontology annotation, biological process: cytoskeleton organization.